UUCCCCCUCGCCGCGCGCGGCGGAGGGGAGCCGGCUCGCGCCGCUCUGGCCGCCGCCCCCUGCCCUCCCCUGCCUUCAUCGUACCCCCGGUGCAUUCUGGGAUAGUGGCGGCCCGGCCCGGCAGCGCCCCCUCCUCCCUCCCCCUCCCCAGCUCCUUCUCCAUCCCCAGGUCCAAGAUGGCGGCGGCGGCGGCGGCUCCUCCGGCCCCAUCCCCGCCGCCCCCUGCCCCGGCGGGCCCGCGCUGCCCGGGCUCCUGGCCCAACUUCGCCGUUGUCUGCUCCUUCCUCGAGCGCUACGGGGCCCUGCUGGACCUGCCCGAGCUGCCCUUCCCUGAGCUGGAGCGCGUCCUACAGCCGCCGCAGGAGCCCGGAGACCAGGUCCCAAAAGAAUUGGUGGAGCUUCACUUGAAACUGAUGAGAAAGAUUGGGAAGUCUGUCACAGCAGACAGAUGGGAAAAAUACUUGAUCAAGAUAUGUCAAGAAUUCAACAGCACUUGGGCUUGGGAGAUGGAAAAAAAAGGAUACCUAGAAAUGAGUGUUGAAUGCAAACUGGGGAUUCUGAAGUAUCUCUGCGAAUGUCAGUUUGAUGACAAUCUAAAGUUUAAGAAUAUCAUUAAUGAGGAGGAUGCUGAUGCCAUGCGUCUGCAGCCCAUCGGUCGGGACAAGGACGGCCUCAUGUACUGGUAUCAGCUGGAUCAAGAGCAUAAUGUCAGAAUGUACAUAGAAGAACAGGAUGACCAGGAUGGAUCCACAUGGAAGUGCAUUGUUAGAAAUCGCAAUGAGCUUGCUGAGACUCUUGAGCUCUUGAAAGCACAAAUUGAUCCUGCUCUGUUGAAAACCAACAAUUCUCAGCAGGAGAAUUCAUCACGUGAAAGUCCAAGCAUAGAAGAUGAAGACACCAAAAAGGGUGAAGAAGCAGCUCCACAAGAAAAUCAAUUGAAAAUCAAAGAAGAAAAAGAGGAUGUAGAGGAACAGCCAGUGCAGUCGGAAAGCCUUCCUCCUCCUGUGGUCAAGGAGGAUGAAAAUGCACUUAAAAUUGAGAAAGUGGAAGAAAAAGAAAUUAUAAAAUUGCCAGUAAUAGUGAAAUUAGAGAAACCUUCAGAACACAACGAAGAGAAGCAAACUGUCAAGGAAGAAAGUGAUUCCUUUAAGGAAAAUGUCAAGCCUGUUAAAGUAGAGGUGAAGGAAAACAAAACAGAGCCCAAAGACUUAAAAGAAGUAAAAAUCUGUAUGGACAAAAUAGCGGUUCAUGAGCCAGAGAGGUUAGAAUUUUGUGUUAAUGUCAAAACUCCACAGGAAAUUGUGGAGAAAUCUGUGGAAGAAAGUGAAAAACUUAAAAAUGACCAACAGGCAAAAAUACCACUUAAAAAGCGAGAGAUUAAACUGACAGAUGAUUAUGACAGUCCAAUAAAAGGGCCCCUCUGCAAAUGUGUUACUCCAACAAAGGAUGUCUUGAAGGAAGAAGGGAAACCAGAAGAAGAAGCUUUUAAGAGAGUCCCUACCAUUACUGCUCUGUGUCCUGAUGGGAAAGUGCUAGUAAAUGGAGAGGUUAGCUGUGAGAAAAUAACCCAGAGCGUCAUACAAAACAGUAAGUCAGAACACUCUGCUAGUGCUAUGGAAGACAACACUUCAUUAAAAGAGAAAAAUGGAAAAAGUGGGGAAAAAGUAUCAGACUCCCUAAAUUCUGUUAGUAAAAUUAUAAAAACAUGUGAGAUUGAGAAAAAUGCAGUAACUGUGCUGAAAGAGAUUGGGGCUGUGGUCUCUGAGGUUUCUAAUCAGAAAGUGCCUUCAAAGGAGGAAUCUAGUCCUGUGGAAAGAGAGUCCCUUGACAGCACAGUUACAGUAGCAGAAGAGUCUUCAAACUCUGAAGACUGUGCCAAAACAACUGAAGAGAAACAAGCCACUGAUCUCGAAAACGACAGUCUGCCACCACCCAAAGAAUGUUCAGAAAAGCUAGAGAUGUCCCCAAAUGCAUCUGCUCCUGCAGAACUGCCUAAGCUUGCACUGGCUGAUGAAGAGACUUUGAAAAGUAAAGAUGAGCCUGAGGAGAAAAACAACUCUCCAAAAGCUGCUGAGAUACCUCCUACAUCCACUUCACCUGUUACAGUAGAGAAACCUGUUUCGGAAAAGGAGGACUCUGAUAGUAAAAUGGCUCUACCUGAGGAGAGCAAAGUAGAAGAAAAAUCCAGCCCUGAAAAACAAGAGGAAGAGUCAGAAGCUGUCAAAACAGAGCCAGAUAAAUUAGACGAUGCCCAUGCAUCUAAUCUAGAGGAUUCCUCAGAGAAUAAAAAGGAAUCUCCAGAACCUAAAAGCAAAUUUAAAUAUAAGCUAGUUUCUGAAGAAGAAACCUGUGCAACAGAGAAUAAAGAAAUAACUUCUGAAAGACAAAAAGAAGGAAUUAAAUUAACAAUCAGGAUCUCUAGUCGGAAGAGAAAGACAGAAACACCACCAGAAGAGGUCAGCGUUGGCCGCACGUUGAGGCGGUCACCAAGAAUAUCCAAACCUACUCCAAAAGUUGUGGAGACUCGGGAUCAGAAGCCUGAGAAGAAGCGACCUGAAGAGGAAGAGGAGAAACCUGCAGCAGCACAAAAGCCAGAACGGAAAGAAGAUAGAAAAAAACAGGAGAAGGAGACAAAUUCUAAAGUUAACAAGAGAAGCAAAGUUCGGUGGACGGGUACGCGGACUCGUGGCAGGUGGAAAUACUCGAGUAAUGAAGAGACUGAGGACUCUGAGAGUGAAAAAAACUCUGAGGAGGAGGAAGAAGAGGAGGAAGAGGAGGAAGAAGAAGCUCCACCUGCUGAUGACGAUGAGCCCUGCAAGAAGUGUGGCCUUCCCAAUCAUCCUGAGCUGAUUUUGUUGUGUGACUCUUGUGACAGCGGCUACCACACAGCCUGCCUUCGCCCUCCACUGAUGAUCAUCCCUGAUGGAGAGUGGUUCUGCCCGCCUUGCCAGCAUAAAUUACUCUGUGAGAAAUUAGAGGAACAAUUACAAGAUCUGGAUGUUGUCUUAAAAAAGAAGGAGCGUGCAGAACGCAGAAAAGAGCGAUUGGUGUACGUGGGUAUCAGUAUUGAGAACAUCAUUCCACCUCAGGAGCCAGAAAUACCUGAAGGUCAGGAAGAAAAGAAGAAAGAUUCCAAGAAGCCCAAAUCAAAACUUGAAAGGAGAUCUACCAGAACCCGAAAGUGCAUAAGCUACAGGUUUGAUGAAUUUGAUGAGGCAAUUGAUGAGGCAAUUGAAGAUGAUAUCAAGGAGGCUGAUGGAGGAGGCAUUGGCAGAGGCAAAGACAUGUCAAAUAUCACAGGUCACCGUGGAAAAGACAUUUCCACAAUCCUAGAGGAAGAAAGGAAGGAAAACAAGCGACCACAAAGGGCUGCUGCAGCACGACGCAAGAAACGACGGCGACUGAAUGACUUGGAUAGUGACAGUAACAUGGAUGAAGAGGAGAGUGAGGAUGAAUUCAAGAUCAGCGAUGGAUCUCAGGAUGAGUUUGUUGUAUCAGAGGAAAAUCUGGAUGAAAGUGAAGAUGACCCACCAUCAAAUGAGGACAGUGACUCGGAGUUCUGUGCCCGCAUAUCCAGGCGACACCUCUCCAGGCCCAUGAGGCAAAGCAGGCGGUUACGAAGGAAAACAGUCAAGAAAAAAUACUCUGAAGAUGAUGAAGAGGAAGAGUCUGAGGAAAAUUCAAGCAGAGAGUCUGAGAGUGGUGAUUACACAGAUUACAGUGAUGAUGAUUACCUGGAAACGAGGAGGAGAAGAUCAAGACGGAAUCAGAAGAGACAAGUUAAUUAUAAGGAAGAUUCAGAAAGUGAUGGCUCACAGAAAAGUGUCCGAUAUGGGAAGGAGUUGAGAAGAGUUCACAAACGCAGGCUCUCCACCUCAGAUAGUGAAGAGAGCUACACAUCUAAGAACUCUGAAGACGAUGAAUCCACAAAGGAAUCAAAGCGAUUGAUUCGAAAACGUCGGCGAAGUACAGACGACUAUUCCGAGGAAGAAGGAGAGGAUGAGGAGGAAGAAGGGAAGCCUGUCCGCAAACGCCUGAAUCGAAUCGAGACCGACGAGGAAGAUACCUGCGAGAACGCCAACAACGAGGCAGAAACCCCCACCCCUGCAGUUAAGCUGCCAGCAGCACAAGCCCCCCAAGACAACCCCAAGAAGCACUGCUACCGGAUAGAGAGCGAUGAGGAAGAUGACUUUGAUAACGUAGGGAAAGUAGAGAGCCCUUUGGACUACAGCCUGGUGGACUUGCCUUCCACCAACGGACAGAGCCCAGGGAAAACCAUUGAGAACUUGAUUGGCAAGCCGAGCGAGAAGAGCCAGGCCCCCAAGGACAGCACGGCCAGCGCCAGCCUGGCGCCCAACGGGACGGGGAGCGGGCAGGAGGCGGUAGGGCCGGAGGAAGAUGAAGAUGAACUUUUGAGAGUGACUGACCUUGUUGAUUACGUCUGUAACAGUGAACAGUUAUAAGACUUCCAUUUUUGUGCUAAUUUAUUCCACGGUAGCUCAUACCAGCGGGCCAGUUAUUAAAAGCUGUUUUAUUUUUCCUAGAAAAUUCUCCACUACAGUAUCACUUUCUAGAAGCAAGAAUUUCACCAGUCCUGCAGUCUUUCUGUGAAGUGACCAGUUUUGAACUUCGAAGAUGAAUCGCUGUAAAUUCCCUCUCUUACCCCUCCUUCUCCUUCCAAGUCCAUGGUCCUGGGUAAUUUCACUCACAAAAACCUUAUAACAACAAGAGAUUUGUAUAUUUUUGACUUUAUAUUUCCUGAGUGCAUACAAAUUUGUGGAAAUGGGUGGCCUAAGAAAGCAUUCCAAAUCAGUCAGGGCCCAAACCGGAACUGGGGUGGGUUUGGCUCAAGGGGUGGGGGGGACGGGAGGGGGGUGGUGCAGAAGCACUUGUGCUUUAGCUUUUUCAUAUGAGAUAUAUAUUAUAUUUAAAUGUUCACAACUUAGAUUACAACUUAACAGACAGUUAAAAGCAAAAUUAAUGUCUGUACUGUCGCAUUUUGUGAGUUGUAGGUUAACAUACCAUAGCUCAUUUUAGUAAUCACCUUCAUGGAAGCAGUUUGAUUUUAAUACUGGAGGAAAACAGAAUUAUUAGAGGCCAAGAAGGUACCAUAAACAAGAACUCUGCUAUUCAUUAUGACUUGCAGACUUUCCUAAUAAACAUCCUUUAAAGUGUUUGUACAGUGAAGUGUACUGUAAUGAAGUUUUUGACAGCCGAAACACUCUAGCCAUGAAUUUCUAAAGUGAUCUCAUGCACAGUUCAUCAGAUGUCCUUCAAUGCACAGUGUCUAGUGGGAGGACAUAUUGAUGUCAAGUUAGUCUGUAAGCUGGAUGUCAAGUAAGUCUGUAAGCACUGCAGACUUUUACAGACAAAAAACCCUGCGUUCGCUGCUCGACCACGUGAGUUUCAACACCAGUUGGAGUAUUUUGAACAAAAUUGUUUGUACAAAUGGCACUGACCACAGAAUGACAAGUGCAUAAGAGGAUGGAGGGAUUUUCAAAUAAACCAUGACUGGUCCAUUCAUGCCCUUACUAUCUACUUCAAAUUGAAGUAAACAAAUGGAACAGUUUUCCUUUUGGAGGUUUCCUGUUUGGCAUUUGCGUGUGUUUUGUUUUGGUUUUCCUUAUCUGCCUGGAUGUAUUAGCAGGUUUUGAAUGUAGUUGUUGGCCUUUGGCCAUUAGAAUUUUCUUAAAAUACAUUUUGAUAACUGUCAUGUGACCAACUGAUUUCAAGAAGGCAGAGUUUCUGAGAGAAAACGCUUGACUCCAAGAUAUCUCAUCAACUUUUAAGCAGGCAUGAAAUGAUACAUGCUUUUAUUCAAGGGGGAAGAAAAAGACAAUGGAAGAAUAAAAACCCCACCCAGUCAACAUGGGGCACAUCAAGAGCAUUCAGUUUUCUCUUGACUCUGAUUAAGAUGUAGGCUGUAGCAUUUUUACAUGUUUAUAGGACACAGACAGCUCAAACAGAUCUGCCAAACAUUGAAAUCCAAAAAGGUCACAUUUGUUAAUCCUUUUGCUCUGAGAUUUGGAUUUUUGACUGGUGUUUAUGUCCAUUGCCGGCAAUGGAUGCACCAAAACUGCUGCUGCCACUGAGGAGUGAGUUCUCCUUUCCUCCCCCACCUGAUUCCCUUCAAUUAUAUUGUAUUUACUAUUCAGUCAUUAAGCACUUCUGUUUUCUUAUAAUAAAACCAGCAUUUGGCCUUUACUGAAUACCUCUCUAGAAAACCUAGAUCCAAAAUUUACCUUCUGGCCUUUAAAGUCUUGGUUUUGUUUCCCCACCUCUGUUCUCCAUGAGGUCUGUCAGAACCACUCCGUGACUCUUACUCGUUUGGGUUUUAGCAGUGCACAUAUCACACUAUAAAACUAGGAUCAGAAAGAUGCAAAAAGAUGGAACUUGCUCAUUAUCUGCUGUGCUAAGCAGGCUUGUGACUAAAAACGAAGAGAAAUCACUCUACAUGACAAUUUAAUUUCAUCAAGGAUUAAGUGUUUUCCUACCUUACUGAUGUUAACAAUUAACAGUUAAGUGAUUAAAAUGGGGUAGUGAAGAGCCACAGAAGCUUAGAAUGAGUUCUUAAAAGCAUAUGUAGCGUUUUAAGCUACUCUAGUGCUUUUCUUUGCUUAGGUGAUGCAUAAAUGUAGUGCUUCUAAAUUCUAAUAUACUUGUGUGUUAGAAAAAGUAAGAACACAAGGCUUCCACUUGUCCAUGAUAGUAGCUGCUGAGCAUUUUUAAUACUUGCAGUGCAAACUGACACACAUCCAUCGGCUCUGUGGAAUCGAUGGUUCCUCAUUUGUUUUGGCAGUGCCAUAUUUUCCUUUGCUGCCUGAUGGAGCCUUCUAGUAUCUGAUCAAAUGUUCUCGCUUGUAGAAUCAACUCCAAAUGCUAAAUACUUAGUGAGGAGGCACUUGUAUAUGUAAGAAAAUACAAAAGAGUUACAAUUCUAGAUACAUCAAUCAUGAAAAAAAUUGAGUACUCAGAGUUAGAGCAAUGUAAAAGCAGGAAAGACCAGGAAGCAAAAUAGGAACAUUGAAGCUUGCAUCAGAAGUGUCAUGUUCUAAAAAUGGCCAGUUGUUACCAAAUUGUACUUUUUAUAGGUCUCUUAAAAGCAACUUUUCUAAGAAGUCAACCUUGGUACCUGAGAUGGCUUCAUCCCACUGGAUCUAGAGUUCCUCCUUAGAUCACUGGGAAUGGUAUGCAAGGAAAAACUGCAAAAAGUGCUCUGGAAAGUAUUACCAUUUUAAAAUUUGGUGUUUUUGUCAUUUUUAAGGCUUUCUGCUUGGUGGAAAAUGUAUCAUCUCCUAUUUGGGAAGAUGACAUUUUCUGACAAGAGGCCAGCUAUCACACAGGGUUCAUGCUGUUACAGUACGUGUAUGUGAUUCCAGAGUGAAAAUGUCUUCCUGGUGUCCUUACAGUCUUGUGCCCUUCUGUGCUCAGAGAUCAGAAGUUAGUUGUCUUUGAAUAGUGAUCUUCAGGUGUAGCAUUGGGCUUAAAGCUCAAACCAUAUGGGAACAGGAAACAGGCAUGGGAUUCUUUUAAAAGAGAACAAGCAGCUACUGGCUGAACAUGCAGAGCAUUCAUUCAGCAAACUCUUGUUUAUUCCACACAGAUUGUCACUAAAAGCUUUGUCUUUUUUUACCUGCAAGCUCUUCGGUAUAUAACUGAGUGGAAGGAAAGCUGAUUUCUAUGUGUAGCCUAAGUAGCACUACUGGGAAGAAGAACAUGUAAAUCAAGUGGAGGAAUGGGGUUUUUUGUGCCACCAAGAUAAAUGCUGGCUGUUUGCUUCCCUGUGUGGGGCUUCUGUGACUCAGCAACAAAAAGUACACAAGUGGGAUUGCUCUGCUGUAAUGAAUGUGGUGUGUUAAUCUAAGCAGAAUGGGCAUAGAAUUAAGAACUGGGUUGGUUUCACCACAGUUGUUGUCUUCUGGUUGUUGAGUCUGAUAAACCUGAGCAUGUUCUUGAUAUAAGAUGGAAAACAACAUCACAUUUAACAGCCCCUAGUUAGCAAGGUCAGUGCUGAACAAUCAACUCUUUGAUACUUUGAUUUUGUAAAUGCUGAAUUACAUUAUGAAACCGCUGCAUCUUCCCGAUUAUUUUUUUGAAUGAAAAGAUUGUUCUGGUCUAGCAGCACUUAGGAGAAACAAGAGACGCUUUUUUCUAAAAAGCUCAUUUUUGAAGUGUCACCUUGAAGAUUUUGUUGUAUUAAGUGUCUCGGUUACUCUCCAUAUUAUGGGAGCUAAUGACUUAGUUGGACUUGUUUUUUGUUCAUUUCUGUUUUCUAAUUGCUGUGUCUGAACUCUUGGUAACAGACCUUACAUUGAGAAACUCAAGAGUCAAAAGAUGUAUGUUCACAAAAGAAAAAUUGCAUGGUAGUGGUACAAUUGUUCUGAUUUCUCUUCACAUCUAUUAUUUGAACUACACUGGUAUCCAGAUGCUGCAACUGUUUAAUAAUUUUAAUCCUUCAUUUUCAGGGGGUCCAUUUUAUACCUCUGUUUUCAGGUGCUUAUAACAUGGUUUUCAGUUUUCUUCAGCAGGAAGCUCUAGUCUAAACCUUCAAAUAAUGAUUUUGUAUUACAUAUUUUUACAGACUUCUUUUAUUAAAAGUAAACAAGGAAUUUUUACAGCACCUGCUUUUUAAAAUUCACUUUGUACACGGUGAUUUAAAUAAAUCAUGGCAGUAAUGCUCGCCCCCAGAA
Molecule: messenger RNA, 8690 nt
Organism: Oenanthe melanoleuca
Lineage: Eukaryota; Metazoa; Chordata; Aves; Passeriformes; Muscicapidae
Gene: RSF1
Product: remodeling and spacing factor 1
Exons: 16
Coding region: 177-4463 (1428 amino acids)
Biological process (GO): regulation of DNA-templated transcription
Cellular component (GO): RSF complex
Source: RefSeq, a predicted model, not a curated record